This is a messenger RNA of Entrophospora sp. SA101, 234 nucleotides long. NCBI's taxonomy places the organism in Eukaryota, Fungi, Glomeromycota, Glomeromycetes, Entrophosporales, Entrophosporaceae. The record is from the annotation of a GenBank genome assembly.
AUGUCAGUAUCAAUGCGGAGAAUGCGUGUGAUAGAUAAAUGGAAACUUGACCAUAAAGAAUCUGCUAAAUUAAGUAGAUUUUUAGAUGGCAUUCAGUACACUUGCGGGAACUCUUUCAAAGGCUUAACCUCAGAAGUUCAACAAGAUGAGUUCUCGGGAUUAUUUUUAAAAGUAAAAGUCAAUGAUAAAUUAAAUUCGCAAAAUCCAAAUAGUCAAAAGGCAAAGAAAUGUUAA